UCCGUCUGGCCGUCCACAUGGAGCUGAGCAGCGCGGAAGGGGCGUCCACCCGGUUCCUCGGCCUCACUCAGCGCUCCGUCUCUGAAGAUCUGGGUUGCAGACGCGGAGAGUUUAGCAGAAAGCAUUAUGGAUCUGUGGAGCUCCUUAUAUCCAGUGAUGCUGAUGGAGCCAUUCAAAGAGCUGGACGGUUCCGUGUGGAAAAUGGCUCCUCCGGUGAGAAUACAGACUAUGCUCCGGGUACAUGGCACAGAACGGAUGUGCAUUUGGAAAACCCGGAGUAUCAUACGAGAUGGUACUUCAAGUAUUUUUUAGGGAAAGUUCAUCAGAAUUACGUAGGUACGGACGCAGAGAAGAACCCUUUCUUUCUGUCUGUUGUACUGUCUGACCAAAAUAAUCAGCGCAUUCCUCAAUACCAUUCAAUACUUUGGAGAAAAACAGGUACUCAGAAAAUAUGUCUCCCUUACAGUCCCAUAAAAACAUUAUCAGUGAAAUCUAUAUUAAGUGCUAUGAGUCUUGAUAAAUUCGAGAAGAGCCCAAGAGAAAUUUUUCAUCCUGAGAUACAAAAGGAUUUAUUGGUUCUUGAAGAGCAAGAGGGAUCGGUGAAUUUUAAAUUUGGAGUCCUUUAUGCUAAGGAUGGUCAGCUUACAGAUGAUGACAUGUUCAGUAAUGAAACUGGAAGUGAAAGCUUUCAACGAUUUUUGCAUCUCUUGGGUGACACAAUUACUUUGAAGGGCUGGUCAGGCUACAGAGGAGGACUGGACACUAAAAAUGAUACAACAGGAACCUGUUCCAUCUAUACAGUUUUUCAAGGGCAUGAAAUUAUGUUCCAUGUUUCAACCAUGCUACCGUAUUCUAGAGAAAACAAGCAGCAGGUAGAAAGGAAGCGACAUAUUGGAAAUGACAUUGUCACUAUCAUAUUUCAGGAAGGUGAAGAGUCUUCUCCGGCAUUCAAGCCAUCCAUGAUUCGCUCUCAUUUUACACAUAUUUUUGCUUUAGUGAGAUAUAAUAAGCAGAAUGAUAGUUACAGGCUGAAAAUAUUUUCAGAAGAAAGUGUUCCUCUCUUUGGGCCUCCCCUUCCAUCCCCACCUGUGUUUACAAAUCACCAGGAAUUCAGGGAUUUUGUGUUGGUGAAAUUAAUAAAUGGUGAAAAAGCCACCUUGGAAACACCAACAUUUUCUCAGAAACGUCAACGCACUCUAGACAUGCUGAUCCGCUCUUUAUACCAAGACAUGAUGCCUGACCUGCACAAGGGAAAUAACAUGCUUAAUAGAAGAUCCUUCAGUGAUGUGUUACCAGAGUCCCCAAAAGCAACACGGAAAAAAGAGGAAGCUCGACAAGCAGAGUUUGUUCGGCUUGGUCAGGCAUUGAAAUUGAAAACCACCGUGAAAGGGGAUACUACAGCUAACUUGGCAACCACAAGCUUUUGUAAAAAGGAGCCUUGGGAAUCUCAGUCUUUCUGCAGUAAUUUUCCUCAUGAGGUUGUCUGUGCAGAUUCUUGGGGCCAGUCCUUGCUGGUUUCUACAGAUGCUGGCAUCUUGUUAAUAGAUGAUGGUCAACAGUCAGUGCAAGUAUUUGAUAAAACUCUCCAAAUAAAGCAGAUGAAUGUGUUGGAAGCUCUGGAUCUUUUGAUUGCCCGAACAGACAAAGGGAAAGACUCUCGUAUCCUUGUCUUCAGACUCAGUGCUGUCCAAAAAGAUAUAGAGACUAAAAAAAUUAUAAGAAGCAAAUAUGACUGCAGAGAAAAUAAACUGGAGAGAACAAAAGGCUGCCAUUUGUAUGCCAUUAAUACUCACCAUGGAAGCGAACUGAGGAUUGUUGCGGCUAUUCGGAAUAAGCUACUUCUCGUCACAAAGAAAUAUAAUUCAGACAACACUUCAACUGGCACCUCUCUGCUAUUGUCUCCUGAAUCUCCAGUAGAGGAGUUCCAGUACAUCCGGGAAAUAUGCCUUUCUGACCCUCCAGUGGUUAUGACGCUGGUGGAUGGACCUACUGGAGACAGUGACAAUAUGAUCUGUGUAGCAUAUCGGCAUCAGUUUGAUUUAGUCAAUGAGAGUACGGGGGAGUCCUAUAGAUUGCAUCAUGUUGAAACAAACAGGGUUAAUUUUGUUGCAGCUAUUGAUGUAUAUGAAGACGGUGAAGCUGGUCUACUGUUGUGUUAUAACUAUGUUUGUCAGUACAGAAAGGUAUAUCCUUUCAGUGGAGGCUCUCCACUGGUCCAGCCAUCAGCUUAUGACUUCCACUUCAGCUGGAAUCAAGUUCCUUAUGCUGUUGUCUGUGCUUUCCCUUAUGUUCUUGCCUUCACUACUGAUUCCAUUGAGAUCCGAUUAGUGGUGAAUGGGAACUUAGUCCACACAGCAGUUGUGCCUGAGCUUCAACUUGUAGCGUCAAGGUCAGAUAUUUAUUUUAAAGCUACUGCUGCAGUAAGUGGAUCAUCUGACAGCAGCUCUAAGGAAAUGAGUUCAAAGAGUUCUCCUGAAACACCGACAGCUGACGAAAAGCCAGAAUUACCUCUUCCUUCUCUAGAAGGUGAAGCUCCAUGCAAAAAUCUGUACAAAAUACCUCUCAGCAAUCUGGUUGGGCGAAGCAUUGAGCGACCUCUGAAGUCACCUUUGGCUCCCAAGGUCAUCACUACUACAACAUCGAGUGGCAUUACCUCUCUUCCAGUUAUGCACUCGCUACCUUUAUCUCGUAUGGAAAUUAAAGAAAUUGCAAGCAGAACACGUAAAGAAUUGCUGGGUCUUUUGGAUGAGCCUAUACUCAAGACAGAAAGUGCACAGAAGCUGAAAAAGGUUUCUCGAAGACAGUCGGACUCUAAGCAGGGAGCUGUAAGAUCAUCUAGUAGUGACAGGAUAAUCUCAAGCUCUUUUGAAGGCUAUUCGGAAAGAUGUCACCAUCUUUCCACUAGUUCAGAUCCUGAUACUUCAGUGAACAGGGAGGAGAGCUCACCAUCUAGCUAUCCAUUUCAGCUGAUUUCUUUAUAUGAUGAAGACAUCAUUGACUUAAAAUGAAGAUACUUUUAAAACCUUUCUUCCUUACUUCACAUUUUCUUACAACUCUGUAAGCUCUAUGGCAAUGUCACAAACACUGCUUCUGGUAGUAAAAUGUGGCUGGAAGUACUGGUGAUAAAUCCUUAUGGAACCCAUGUUCUGGUUAGCACAGCCUGAUUCGGCAAUGCUUAUAUCUUUGACAUAGGUAUGUUUUCUCAGUUAAUGAAGCAUUACUUUUUAUGGCAUUCUAACAGUAGGGUAAUCAAUGGGAGAUUUAGGCUGAAACUGAAGUAAACAAAAGUAUUACUUGUUCUAAGCUUCUUAUAAUUUGACUUACCUAAAUGACAUGCAGCGAAGUUAAUUGCUGUAAUUACUAUCAAGAGUUGUUUUACAACAAUGUAUGUCAUGUUGGAAGAGGAAUUUUAUAACACAGAUCACUACUUUUGGUUUUUCGGUCUUUAAAAAACAAAACAACAACAACAAAAAGGCUGGCAGGCAAGGUCAUUUCAAACACUGGAGUCAGUCCCUAAAUUCAUGCAUCUGUAGUGUGUUCACUGAAGAAUCAGGUGAGAUACGAAGAUGGUGUUUCCUUGGCUCCUUGUUUAGAGAAACUUGAAAACUCUUUUGGCAUAAAGAAUCCCCAAGCGGAGAACCUUUCUAUAGGACGCACAAACUCUCAGAAUAUUUCUUGAAAAUUGGAAACUAAAAAAAACCUAAAAAACCCAUGAACAAACAAGAAAUGCCGAAACAAAAACUCCAGUCCAUCUACUGGAAAACUCUUAUGGUAGUGCAUCUGCAGAUUUUUCCAUUACAGGCAGAAGAGCCAACCCAAAUUGUCUUUGACUUCAAAAAGUUUCUUAUGCAGACAUCAUCAUUAGCUGUUGUCUGCUUGCACCAACAGUAUAAGUAAUUAUUUCAGAUAGUUGUAUUUUUCUAACUGGAUGCCGACUGAAAUUUCAGUGCUAACAAGGUAGUCUUCUGUGAUGAAACAGUGAUCUUGUCUCUUACUGUGUUAAAGGACGGGUUUAUAUUUAAAGUUUGAAUUUUUUUUAACCCUUUCCUCUACAACACCUUUGCAAGGAUUGUUUGGUUUUGGUUUUUUUUCAUGCAAGCCUUUCUAUAUAUGAUAUUUUUAGCUUUAUUAGCAAGUGUUUCUUGUUCUAAAUGUAGAAAUUAUUCUGUAUCCAUGAUUUUAUUUCAAGCAUGAUCAUCUGGAGAUGCGUGCCUUUCUGCUGCCUGAAUGUAAAAGUGGUUUUGCAAAGUGAUUUUUUUUUAUCAGUUUAUUGUAUAAUAUGGCUGAAUUGCUUCACUUAAGAAAAUAUGCAAGGUCUUAUCUGGAAGCAUAAUUUCUUACUUUCAGCUGAGGUGGCUAAUCAACAAAAGAAGCAAUAUUUUCAAUAGUAAUUAGUCUAGGAAUAGAAGGCUAUUAUUACUUUAGUGGAUUUUGCACUCAUAGAUGUGUGGGGUGAACCUUAAUAAGCAUCUAAAAGGAAGUACCAGAUUGAAGUAUUUGCAAAAACUUGUAAUUAUUUUUUGAGAAUGUUGUUUCCAGAGAUUGUGUUACUUUACCCUAUCCGUACUUAUUUGGACAGUUAAGGUUUAAAGAAAAUCAAUCUGAAAGUACCACAUGGUACUUAUUUUCUUGGAAGUUGUAAACACUACUGAAUCCACUUGUGGGGUCAUUGCUGUCACUUACAUAUUUUUAAAAAGGAAAAGAACCAGCUUUUUCCAUGAACAGCUCUCUCGAUGUAGUAUUUGAUUUCUGGUUUGUGGCUAUUUUUAAAGACUGUACCAGUGUGUUCUAAAACUGGGGCUUUAGUUAAAUUUUUAACUGGAAACUUUGCUUUACCCUGUUAGGAUACUGGAUUUUAAAUAUACUGCAGAUGUUCACCUGUGCUAUCACAGCAUAAUUUAAAAUGAUUAACCAUUGUUUGAUAGCAGUUGAAGCAAUAUAUGGAGAUGUUUAAACUUGUUUUGAAGAACCUGAGCAAACACAUACUUGGGUAUCCUGAAAGACUAGCCUUAGAGAUGGAGCACUAGGGAGAACAAGAAGAAUGAGAAGAACUUGACAGAAAGCUUGACGACUGGCUAUGAUGGUAGUCAGCAUGCAUAUAGAUGCAGCAUUUGCAUUAUAUCCUAAACAAAAUUAUAGAAGAAAGGGCUAUAAAGCAAGAGUUAUUUUCUUGAACCAGAAGUGCAGCAGUGGCUGUAUUACCAUUAAUUAAGAGAGUGCUGUGGGGUGGGAACGUGUGUGUGUGUGAGAAAGACCCUUUGAAGGUUUGCCUGUAAUUACAGCAUUGAUGACAUCUAGCAAAUGAACUAUAAGGAGUACAGACACUGGAUUACUGAAGCACAAAACCAGAUCAUACUGGCUUUGUGGUACAUACCUGGAACAGCAGGAAAUUAGUAUCAUUUGAAGAGGGUAGCCCAGCAACUGCAUCCCUGCCUCCCACCUGCUUUUAUGCUGUGGCUUGACUUAAUGGGUCUGGUACAAGCUGCUAAGCAAGUCACUCUAGGAACUACUAGAUCUUAAGAGACCAUUGCUCAUAUAGGACAGGAGGGAGCUAAAUCCUAGAAAAAAAAAAUGAAUGUCUUCAUUCUUAAUGUAGCCAGUAAGUGCCUUGUUAAGUUUUUGUAUUUAGACUGUUGUAGAGGGAUAAUACCUAAUGUGGCAAAAGAAGUAGAGAGCAAUACAACAUUUUGUUUGGGUUAUAUGACACCUGGAAUUGGUAGCUGAGGCUUUAGAGUAUAUGUAUAUGUAUAUGUAGUUCACUACCUACUUAGUGUAUGAGACCAGCCCAGAAUGUAGGUAGAAGGCAGUGAACAUGGAAAUAAUAUUUCAAUUCUAUUUGACACAAGCCACAGGAACCAAAUUCUGUGAAGAUCUUUAUCACAUUUAUUGUAUCAAAAAAAACCAAAUACCAACACAAUUGUGUGAAAUUGCUGGUGUACACAACCUUGUACAAGGAUGUGGCUUCUUUGAGUUUUAAGUAGUCUGAACAGACAACCAUGAUUUCUGUGUAUCUUCAUGUGAGGAGAAUUAGCUUCUAGCCAUUGUUUCUCUCAAAACUUCAUCCUUACUAUUCAGACUGCUAAUUAAAAUCUAGAGGCAGUUGGUGGUAUUGAUACAGAAGCUCUUGUGCAUCAUUUAUAAAGGGCAAAGUUCUUACACACCUGCAGAACCUCUCCUUCUUAAGACUGGCAUAAGAUAACAAGGCUUGUUGGAAGGCUGCUGGGAUGGCUAUAGUGUUGUUCACUCCAGCGUUGGAGCCAUGUUGUUUGCCCUCUGUUUUUCCAGCAUGUGCAUGCAUAUACUCUCUAAAACUUAAAAAAUAGUCUUAGGCACAAAUUGCAGCUAUGUCCACUGUAAGCACAACCCUUUCUCCUUUCACAUUGGGUGUUAAAGCUGCCUGUAGGCUGCAUUCUUGAUGCUGGCUGACAAUCUCACAAUUAGGAGAAAAGAUAACCUUUGAAUCUACGACUGUGUAAGAUGGGUGUUGUUCUGAAAGGAAAACUGAAAAAUGUUGCUACAGAUGGAUGGAAGGAAUUGUUUCUGUGAAGGAAGAAUUGUUAUCAGAUUGAACACUUGCUGACAGGCUAAGUUUAACUGAAGGCCCAUUCUGGACUCUUGGCUAAGUUUCAGCAAGACAUACUUUCAAUCCCAAUGUGCUGGAUUUGUAGGCAGCAACAGGGCUCUUAACUCCUUCUGGCUAAAUGGUGUUGGUCACCGCUUCAUCCCUGUGCCUUAGUCUGACUAAAUUAUAGGAAUGUCAUUUACAUUGGUGCAAGCAUUAGAUUGUACAGGUAGUUAAUUUAGAAUGUACUUGUGUGUUCUCGCCAGCAUGGUUAAUGAUGCAUGGAAUCACAAAAUAGUUGAGGGUAGAAAGGACCACUGUGUUAUCAUCUAGUCCAGUACACACACCUGUGCACCACCAUUCAAAAAUCUGUUCAAAAUGGAUAUGCAGCAUUUUGUCUUGCAUUUGAAUUACAGCAUGCAUAUAAACUUAUCACCAGAACUUUGAAGUGUGACUAGGACUUAAGAACCCCCAGACACAAGAGCUAAGUUAAUUCACACACAGAGAAUAUGGAGCCCUUUAGGCUUUGAUGAGUCACUCGCAAGGUCCCUAAAGCCCAGUUUGGGCUUUAGAAACCAAUACAAAUAGUCAUUUUUGUCCCGUUCCUUAUUCUGGUAUCAAUGCAGUACACAUAAAUAUUUUGUAUGUGUUUGAAAGUAACAAAACACUUCCUUCUAAUAAGAAGCAAAGACCCAUGUGAAAUUUGAAAGGGCUGUGGCUAUUCAGGGUAACAAGAGAACUACUCUCUAGGUUCAGUGAAUGCAUACAUACAUUCAAUUUCCUGGUUCGCAAAGAAGCAAGGCCUGUUCUAGAUAUAGUCCUUUACUAGUUGAGGGUGUGGUGGGGAUUCUUGUUCGUUUUGGUUUGUGUGGCUUCUGGAGGCUGGUGGUGUGGGCAGAUUUUUUGUUGGUUGGGAUUUUUUUUUUCAUGUUUUGGAGGUGGGGUUUGGUUAGCUGGGUUGUUUUUGGUUUUUGUUGGUCUUGCUGUCGUUUUUCAAUGCAUAGCAUUACAUGCAAGUAUGCACCUGGAAUGAACAGGAGGUUUGUUCUCUGCCUUCAUGUAAUUAUUUCUAUAAAUGUGCACAUAUUUGUAAUUGAUAGCUUCAAAUUGAAUUUUUUUAGUACUUGACAGUCAACUGAAUAAAUAUUCAAACAGUACUUAAGAGGGCAGGAAAUGGGUAACGUUAUUGCCUAACUAGUUCUAUAUGGUUAAGGUUGCUACUCCUGACAUAUAUUUUCUGCUGUUCUAAGUAUAUUUGACCAGUAAUGGCUAGCUCGAACAUGUUUUUCUAAAGGUGUGGGUCUGUAACUCGGCCUUGCAGAUGCAGUGGCUUUUCCAGAGCUGUUGGUAUAGUCUGCAUUUGAAAUAAAUAACCCUUUUCAUUUUGAUUUGUUUUGCAAUAUAUAUACAUAUAUAGGUAUAUAUAUAUUUGUAAUUCCUACUGUAAAUUUUCAGGGAUUAAAAAUCCUGACAUAUAUAUAUAUAUAUAUAGGAAUUUAAAGUAAUGGGGUCAUAAAAGGCAGGGGAAGGGAAAAUCCCAUCAGCAAGUGAUAAGGUAUUUCAGAAUAAUUUCUGUUGUCUUCUGUGUAUGGAAAUGGGUAUCACGCUGUUUUCGUUCUUAACAAUUCGAUGUCAUGGUUCAUAUACACAGUGCUUGCUUAUUCUGUUAAAGCACUGUUUUCUCAGAUAGGCUUAAUCUGUUUUUGUGAAGGACUAUAUUAUACCCUGGGAACCUAAUAUUAAAAAUAUGGGAAGACUUAAGAGAUUAUGCAGCAAACAUCUGUACUUGCAUGCAGGUUAGAAAGUAUUUUUACUCUUAUUACUUGAGCACAGCAACUUCACCAGCCUGUAUACUGCUUAGCUGCUUCACUUUGUUGCUGACCUGUAACUGACUGACUCCUCUUUGCUACUGGAAAUUGUGGUACUAGCAUCUGACUUGAAGAGAAAAUGGAGAUAAUUUUCUGCAUAUUUACCUGGUCGAAUGGAAAAUAUUAUGUAAAGGUUUAUGCAGAGCAUUAUCAAUCUAGAAUGUCAGUUUAAUUGUCUUUGAAUGGUAGCAGACUGCUUUGUAAUUUAAUAAUGGCAUAUUGUUAAGACUGUUGCUAGGUUUGUGAUCAAAGACUCUUUACCAUUGGUCUUAAAUGCUGAUGUAUUACCAUUGUUUUUAAUGUCAUAUGAUAGCAUGUAUUGUUUGUAUUUUAGAUACGACAUUCAAAUAGAAACAGUCCUAUCACAUCUGAAACUGUUUUAAGUGCUGUUUAUCACCUUUGUGAAGAAGAAACAUGGUUUAUUUCUUCAUCUGUAAUAAACUAUAAAUUUGA
Messenger RNA from Vidua chalybeata, 8883 nucleotides. It is a transcript of the gene GARNL3, whose product is annotated as GTPase activating Rap/RanGAP domain like 3. The record is from RefSeq and is a predicted model, not a curated record. The coding region runs from base 18 to 3008 and encodes 996 amino acids. NCBI's taxonomy places the organism in Eukaryota, Metazoa, Chordata, Aves, Passeriformes, Viduidae. Gene Ontology annotation, cellular component: cytoplasm. The transcript has 29 exons. Gene Ontology annotation, molecular function: GTPase activator activity. Gene Ontology annotation, biological process: regulation of small GTPase mediated signal transduction; activation of GTPase activity.